Charadrius vociferus (killdeer) is the source of this 1131-nucleotide messenger RNA. It is a transcript of the gene GRP, whose product is annotated as gastrin-releasing peptide. The record is from RefSeq and is a predicted model, not a curated record. Gene Ontology annotation, molecular function: neuropeptide hormone activity. Lineage: Eukaryota; Metazoa; Chordata; Aves; Charadriiformes; Charadriidae. The transcript is spliced from 5 exons. Bases 1 to 795 code for a protein of 264 amino acids. Gene Ontology annotation, biological process: neuropeptide signaling pathway.
AUGGGCUGCGGCACGCGGAGGAGCACCGUGGGCAGGCGGUUGGGUCUGGGACGGCGCCAGGUGGCAGCGGGGGUCUCGGCGGGGGAGCUGGGGGCAGAGACCUGGUCCCGUCACACCCGCUGCAGGACGAGGAGCGCAGAUUCUGCAACUCCACAGUUCUCCGUGUUCUGCGAGUGCAGGUGCACGAGGAGUGUAAACCAGGAGAUACGGAGGCUCCAACCCGUGGCUGAAACUGCAAAUCAACAAGAGAAGAGCCUGCCCGGACACGGAAUCCUGUUAGAUGUGAGAAGACCCCAGACCAACAAUCACCACGGACUGAGCUGCCUGCUGGAACGGGGUCCGAGGGAACCCAUGUGGGGGGCUUCCAGAGCCGCCAGGGCUGAAACGAGGGGCAACCGCAGCGGUGCUGUGCGGAGCGCGUGCUGCGCCACACCGCGCUGUGCACCACCGUCCCGGAGGCCACAGGGAGCGAUGAUGCUCCGGCGCAAAGGACACUUAAUGGGGAAAAAGAGCACUGGAGAUUUUCCUUAUGCUUAUGAAGAAGGAAACAAGACACCGUUUUCAGCAUUACCUGAAAAUAUCAAGCAGCUGGAAGACUAUCUGCAGUGGGAAGAAAUCUCAAAAUACUUGCUACGGCUGCUGGAAGGGAAUGAAAAUAAAAGCGCUCACUUUUUAAAAGGAGGGCUUCCCUGGUCUACCAGGAACACAUGGGAGACAGAUGACAACAGCAGCUGGAAAGAUAUGAUGGACUAUCUGCUUCAAGUCGUGAAUAUGAAAGAGAGCACUCCGAGCUGAAAGAAGGUCUCUAAAUCGUGAAGAAACUGAACACUUUCCGUAAGAGACUAUAUUUCACAAGCACUUGAUUGUGUUAGAUAAUCAACAAGGUCUCUUUUCUGUAAACAAGAUUUCCUUUGUGUAAAAUAUCUAAAUACACAUAUUCUUGUAUGUUUCAGCAAUGACUAAACUCUUUACUUCAUCAUCAAGGUUGCAUUUUUCUCACUUGAAUGGCUUUGAUAUAUAUAAUUGUCACGGAAGGGUCUUCCAAUUAAUUAUAUGACUUACCUAUCUAAUCAGUUCAUCUCUGAGUUCAAAACUACAUGGCACUUCAGCAUUCGCAAUAAAUAGUACUAA